CUGCAGUCAUCUGAAGACUAAAGCUUUAAGUUUAAAAGAUGAUGAUAACCACCAAAGUAGAGUUUAGGGCACAGGUCUGUUUAUAUCUCAUGAUGAUCCUAAUAACAGGUCAGACUCUAGCCUUUAUGCCCUGGUCUUUGUUAACUGGGAAGUCAAAGACGCACAAGAACAUAACUCGUGAUGCAAUUCUACAGACAGCAGCUGAUGUCUGCAAAUUCCAAGCAGACCUGAGGGGACAAAAAAUUAAUCUGGCAGAAUUGACUGUAAAGUCAGUAGCAGAAGCUUGUUCCUCUACUGAUUCAGGCAAAGAUUUUAAAAGCAGCAUUGAGGAGAUAAAUAGUCACAAUGCCUGGGUCGAUGUUUGGCAUCAAUUUAGUCCAGAGUACCAUUUCGAUAGCGAGUCAUUUCAGGCUGGACGGGAUCUUAUUACUAAAGGAAUUUAUGCCGUCAAACGCAGUGUGGAGCAGCAGAGCUAUGAAACUGCCAGGACGGAACUUGGUAAAAUCUUACACACUUUGCAGGAUUUCUACAGUCAUAGUAACUGGAUUGAACUGGGAAAGAAAGAACCUUACUCCAACCUGAUUAAACCUGACACCCCACUUGACAACAUAGCAGAUUCAGAAACAUGCAGAAGGUGUUAUAGUGGUGACUGCCAAAAUAACAUCCUGGAAGAGGUCAUUGCACAACAGAAACUAACUUCUGGAUACUUUGGGAAAUCCAAACCACCAGGAAAGUGCAGCCAUGGAGGAAUAUUUGAUGUAUCAAGUUGGUGGCAAGGUGGCAUAAAUAAGGAUGAAUUAACAUCCUGUCAUGGUCAUCUACAUGAAAAAGCAGCGUCAGUGGCCAUUGCUGCAACCAAAGAACUGCUGCAAGAUAUUCGAGCGACAGUUGGAGAUUCUAAAUUUCUCAGAUUGAUGGGACUCAGACAGACAUCAGUGAUGUGUUUAGUUAUUGACACCACUGCAAGCAUGUCUGAUGAUAUCGCCGAAGUCAGAAGAAUCACUUCAUCUAUUAUUGACAGAAAGACAGUCACUGCAGCUGAACCUUCACAAUACAUCCUGGUGCCAUUUAACGACCCUGGUUAUGGGCCACUUAUAAAAACAGCUGAUCCUAAUGAGUUUAAACAGAAAAUCAAUGGACUUACAGCUAAAGGUGGAGGAGAUGGUCCUGAAAUGUCUCUCUCAGGACUUCAGCGGGCCCUCGCUGGAGCUCCAGCCCAGACUGAGAUUUUUGUUUUUACUGAUGCUGAGGCAAAAGAUAACUGGAUGGCAAGCACGAUCAAAGCACUGAUUGAAAAAACAAAGUCUACAGUGACCUUUUUGCUAACUAACGCUAUUGGCUCUCGACGUCGCAGAAGGAGGGCCAGGGACGUAGAUGGGCAACAGACAGAGUCCACUGACUUGUCGAAUCCACUUAAUCAGGUCUACCUGGACCUAUCUCAGGCCUCUGGAGGGCAGGCGAUCGAGAUCACCAAGGAGACCCUGGCUCAAGCUACCGACAUUAUUGCAGCUACCUUUAUAUCUACACUGGUUACUCUUUUUCAGGCCAUAAGAAACCCAGCCAAAGCUGAAAACUUCUCAGUAUUUGUGGAUUCGUCUGUGCAAAAUCUAACAAUUUUCAUCACAGGCAACUCUCUAAAAUUCUUGAUCACCAGUCCCUCAGGAGUCUCACAAAGCAGUGCUGAACUAAACGGGGCAUUGGGCCUGAUAGAGAACAUUGGUAACUUCUAUACGGUGCAACCAAAUAUCUCAACUCAGACUGGACUGUGGCUCUUCAGUAUUGACUCAACACAGCCAUACACCAUCAGAGUUGUUGGUGAAAGCAAGAUUGACUUCAUUUUUGACUUUGUAGAACUUUCCCAAGGGGCUCAUCCGAGCUAUGCUGUAUUAAACGGGAGGCCUGCAGCCAACAAUAACCUUACCCUGUUGGUCUCCAUGAUUGGUGGGGACAGUGUGACACCUACAGCAGUGACUUUGGUUGAAGCCUUAAGUUCAAACUCUUUUAAUGGGACACUAGAAGAAGUAGAUAGUGGUCAAUACUUCGUGACCUUCAACAGCACCCCAGAAGGAGAGUUUACUGUUCGUGUAACUGGACAAAUAUUUUCCUCUAAACCUUUGGACGGCAUCUUUCAGAGACAAACACCAACUCAAUUCCGAACAUCAUCAGUGACUCUUAUUACUCAACCUGUUGAAACAGUGGAACCAGGAAAACAAAUCACACUGCCUUUCACAGUGGCAACCACAGGCUCUGGAGGAAGCUUUAAUAUCAGUGUCAGCAAUGAUCGCAGUUUUGACAGUCUCUUUAACACGUCCCUAACUCUCGAGAGUGGAGGCAGUGCGAAUGGUACAGUAGCUCUGACUGUUCCUGCAAAUGCUUCCUCUGGAACUGAUGUAACUGUGACAAUUCAAGCUGAAGCUCCUGAUGGAAGCGACUCAAACUAUGCAGUGCUGCGUCUUGCUGUCAUCGCUCCGGUAACAGAUUUAACAUCUCCAGUGUGUGAGGCAGUUAGUGUAAAUGCUAACUGUCCAGCCAAGUGCAGCGGCUCCUCAUGGUCUCUCACUGCCAACGUGACUGAUAGAAACGGAUCAGGCGUUCAGAAUGUGAGAAUCCUCCAGGGAAACGGCAAACUCUCCACCACCUCUGUGCUCAGUGACAAAGGCGUGAAUGUCACUAUGAUUGUCUACAACUCCUCUUGCUGUUCCCCAGACCUGGAACUGGUUGCUGUAGAUGAAGAGGGAAAUGUUGCCACCUGCUACAAAACUGUAAGAGCCACAGCACCGAUCACCAGCGCUGCACCCCAUGUAAUGGCAAUCAGCUUGUUUUUGUCACUCAUUCUUGGUUACAUGUAGGAGGCUACCGCUAGGGGGGAAAAAAUCUGAAUUUAAAUUAGAUUGAUACUCGGGCCAACACAAUGCCUGUUAAGUAGUGCUUUUACUUAUUAAUGACAGCAUUA
Messenger RNA from Clarias gariepinus (North African catfish), 2953 nucleotides. RefSeq names its product von Willebrand factor A domain-containing protein 7-like. The transcript is spliced from 16 exons. The coding region runs from base 39 to 2849 and encodes 936 amino acids. The record is from RefSeq and is a predicted model, not a curated record. Lineage: Eukaryota; Metazoa; Chordata; Actinopteri; Siluriformes; Clariidae.